CUCCCCUGGAAAACACACCCAGAACCUCCACUCUCUGACACCAUGGUCAACUCCUGUUGUGGCUCCGUCUGCUCUGAGCAGGGCUGUGGCCAGGAGACCUGCUGCCGCCCCACCUGCUGCCAGACCACCUGCUGCAGGACCACCUGCUGCCGCCCAAGCUGCUGUGUGUCCAGCUGCUGCCGCCCCUCCUGCUGUGGUUCCAGUGGCUGUGGCUCCAGCUGCUGCAGGCCCAGCUGCUGCAUCUCUAGCUGCUGCCGCCCCACCUGCUGCCAGACCACCUGCUGCAGGACCACCUGCUGCCGCCCCAGCUGCUGUGUGUCUAGCUGCUGCCGCCCCUCCUGCUCCAGUUCCAGCUGCUGUGGCUCCAGCUGUUGCCGCCCCUCCUGCUGCAUCUCUAGCUGCUGCCGCCCCUCCUGCUCUAGUUCCAGCUGCUGUGGCUCUAGCUGCUGCAGGCCCAGCUGCUGUGUGUCCAGCUGCUGUCGCCCCACCUGCUGCCAGACCACCUGCUGCAGGACCACCUGCUGCCGCCCCAGCUGCUGUGUGUCCAGCUGCUGCCGCCCCUCCUGCUGUGGUUCCAGUGGCUGUGGCUCCAGCUGCUGCAGGCCCAGCUGCUGCAUCUCUAGCUGCUGCCGCCCCACCUGCUGCCAGACCACCUGCUGCAGGACCACCUGCUGCCGCCCCAGCUGCUGCGUGUCCAGCUGCUGCCGCCCCAGCUGUUACUAGACCACCUGCUGCUGCCCAACCUACUCUGGGGGUUCUUGCUGCUGAGUAUCUUGGCCAGCAUCCCACUGUCUUUCAUCAACCAGUCUUCUUGAUAUAGUCCAACUAAGAGCUGAAGCAUGAGAGGCCAACCCUCAAUCCUCCGUUCCGAGGGACUUUUCAACUGAGUUGGCCUCCAAAUAUACUCACUCCCCCAUCACCAAUGCCCUCCUCCUCACCUCCCUUCUUACUAGCUCCCUCCCAAAGGAAUACAAAGCUUGAGUUUUCUCUGAAAUCUGUCAACCAACAUGUCAUCCCAAUCACAUUUUUGUUUCUGGCCAGAUUGUCUCAUAUGGAGAUGUUCCUAUAUCUUGAAUAAAUCUUAAUUUUCCAGGCAUACA
Molecule: messenger RNA, 1100 nt
Organism: Canis lupus familiaris (dog)
Lineage: Eukaryota; Metazoa; Chordata; Mammalia; Carnivora; Canidae
Product: keratin-associated protein 4-12-like
Exons: 1
Coding region: 43-723 (226 amino acids)
Cellular component (GO): keratin filament
Source: RefSeq, a predicted model, not a curated record